Molecule: messenger RNA, 4371 nt
Organism: Topomyia yanbarensis
Lineage: Eukaryota; Metazoa; Arthropoda; Insecta; Diptera; Culicidae
Gene: bsf
Product: leucine-rich PPR motif-containing protein, mitochondrial
Exons: 5
Coding region: 81-4217 (1378 amino acids)
Molecular function (GO): protein binding
Source: RefSeq, a predicted model, not a curated record
GACGCUCUGUCAAACGGGUCAAACGUGAUAUCAGAUCAGAUCAGAAUCGUUCCUCGCGUUUUUCUCUCGCAGCACAAAACAUGGCAUCGAUUCUGCGAUCCAGUAAAUUUGUACGUUAUUUCGCCGGUUUCGCGCGGAACGUUGUAUUCAAUACCGUGCGUGAGACGGAGAGUAGUUUCGUUCAACCCCCGCAGUGUUUGUGCAUCAAUUCCAUCAGUGGAUUUGCGUCAUCGGCGGCCAAUUCGGGGCAAGCCUUGGAUCGGUCGUUGAAACGGCUCGAUGACGACGUACGGCGUUCGGGGCGUAUCUCGCGACGAGACUUGGAAGAUGUUUUGGAGGAAAUACGUGUGAAUCGGUCGGCUACCAGUGCCCAGUCGCUGCUGGUCAUUCGAUGCUGUGGAAACCUGGUCCCCGAAGAGCUACCGGAGGUACGAACAGCACUGGUGCAGGAAAUAUGGAACACACUCAAUAGCCUUAAUGUGGCGAUGGACAUUUCCCACUACAAUGCGCUACUUCGAGUCUAUCUGGAUAACGAGCACCACUUUUCUCCGACCGAGUUUUUGGCCGAUCUGAAAGCGAAGGGAGUUGAACCGAAUCGAGUCACGUAUCAACGGCUGAUUUCGCGCUACUGUCAGGAUGGGGAUAUCGAUGGAGCCACCAAGAUUCUGGAGUAUAUGCGUGAGAAACAGCUACCGGUUAAUGAGUACGUGUUCAAUGCUCUGAUCAUGGGUCAUUCACAGGCUGAUGACUUGGAAUCAGCAACGGGCAUUUUGGCCGUUAUGUCUCAAGCCGGAUUGCAGCCAUCGGCGGAUACGUACACCACGUUGUUGUGUGGAUACGCUCGGAAAGCUGACAUCGACUACAUCAACAAAACGUUGGAGUCGUGCGAGCAGAAGGAAAUUUAUUUGCUUGAUAAAGACAUCCUGGAGAUCCUGUACUCGCUAGCAACAAAUGGUCACGCCGAUAAGGUCGAUCCGUUGUUGGCAAAAAUACGAAAGCAAGCUGGAUAUAAUCAGGAUGCAGUUAACGUCAUACUGCGUUUAAUUAACAAGGGUCAGGAAGAUGUCUGUAUGAAGUUGCUCAAAACUAUGCCUAGAGCGACACGGAAUGAUGGCGAGUUGGCAAAUACUGGUGGAUUCCUAAUUAAACAGUUGGUAAAAGCGAAACGACCCGCUGAAAAAGUGCUUGCUAUUUGCAACGAACUGCAGAGCAAUGGAUUGAACCAAAACGCUUACGUGAUAGCUUUGGAGACAGCUUUGAAGAACGGUAUUGUUAAUUUGGCUAUCCCUCUACUAAAGGCGUUAAACGCACAGAAUCAACCCGUUCGUCAGCACUACUUCUGGCCACUUCUGUGCGCAAGUGAUCAACCUAGACCGGAGGGUGUGUUGAAUAUUUUGAGAACCAUGCUAGAUGAGUUCGAUAUUCAUCCUAACAGUGAAACAGUGCGUGAAUAUGCCAUCCCGAAUCUCGGGAUUAGCAAUCACGAGGAAGUAAUCUAUCUGCUUCGAAGCGUAGGAAUCUCUCCGGCUGUUGGCAGUGCAGGCUGCGUUUAUAUAGCCUUGGAAAACAACAAUCUAAAAGAAGCAGUAAAAAUUGCUUCCCGAUACAAGGCUUACUACACACCAGGAGUUUAUCGUAAGGUGCUCGUAUCGGCACUUGUUCACUCCAAAGAUUUUGAUUCCUACAUUCGAUUCUGUCGUUACCUGUACGACAAUUUAGCGAGGCUUAAUAACAGGGAUGAGGGUAAUGAUGAUACUGAAGUCAACGAAUCCGACACACCAAAGUUCCAAGCCGAGGUGCUCGGAUCGAUGGUUUAUGAUGUGCUUGUUUCUUUCCAUACCAAACGGGUUGAAGCGUUGACAAAAGUGCUGACAGGAUUUGUAAAUCAAGGAUUGUCAAUUAGUCAUACGCAAGCGGAACGAAUUCAGGAGAAACUGGGAGAAGAAAUGACAACCGAAAUCUCGUCAAUGCUGAGCCGUCUGGCAGCAGGCGAUUUGGAACCAGUUCAGUUGGAGACAGUGAAUAUGAAAACGGAGAAUCCGUGGUUAAAUAUGUCGGUGCCACAGCUUGAAAGAUUGAUAAACGAUUUGCAAUCCCGUGGAGAAAACACCAAUUCACUAAAAAAUCAUCUUAUUCGUAAUGCAAUCCGAGCCAACGACGUUUCCAAAACAGAGGAAAUCCUCAAGAAUUUAGAAGAGGAGAAAUACGUAGUCCAACCGGGAAUUUACGCCCAAAUCAUUGAGUUGUAUGCCAACAACGAAAAAACGGAAGAAGCUUUCGCUCUGUUAGAUAAGGUUAAAGCCAAUUCACCAGACUUUGAGUUGGACAAAACGAAAAUUAUCAAGCUUGCCCAAUCCAUAUUGAACCAGAAUCGUUUUGAGGACAUGUUAAAAUUUUUGGCCGAAAACAAACCCACGGUUGGUCGUGACGAAAAUGAGAUUGAUUUCAGUUAUAACAGUGCCGUUUGGAGAAUGCUAAAUAGUUUAGCCGAAAAGGGAAGUGUAAGUGAGGUGAAUACAUUGUUUACCAACCUUUUGGAAAAUGGAUUCAUCACACCGCAGAAUGUUUUCCUCGGCUCGUUGAUCAAGGUUCACGUGGUCCGUGACGACCUACCAACAGCAAUCAAUGUAUUUGAAGAAAUUUGCCAAAAGUAUCGCGCAACGCCUUGGAAGAAUGAACUCACCUGUCGACUAAUCCAGGCGGAAGAUGCAACGAAUUUACAGCGCCUAACCGACCUCAGCACUGAAGUUCAUGGUGAAGUCAACAGUUUGUACGAUUUAGUGUUUGCUUUCGUCGACUGUGGCCGGAUUCGCCAGGCUAGAAAAAUACUGGAGACACCCGGACUACGCACCAGAUAUCAACGCAUCCAGAAUGCCUGCGAACGAUACCACUCAGAGGGGAAAACACAGAGUCUGGAAGGACUAAUGGAAGCGACGAAAGAUUUGAGUCAUAUCGAUCGAACGGAGAUAUACCACAAACUGCUGAAAAGUUACAUCAGCGAAAAAGAACCUGAGAAGGCACUAGGACUGUGGACAAAGAUGCAGGAAGAGGAUGAUACCCCUUCGGAUGCAUUUUUGACUGAACUGUCAAGUUUCCUUAAAGCUUCCGGGUAUGAAGUUCCAUUUGUCAUUUCCACCGAUAGUCCACCAGCUGCUCCCAAAACGGCGAAAAAGGAAAAUAAAUCUGAGAAAUCGGUGAAACCUAAACGGCUGACUUCUACUACGUUGAAAGACUUCAAGGCUGCCAUAAAAAGCGGCAAUCCUGAUCGGAUUUUGGAAACAAGUGACAUACUGUCCACGACAGACAAGAUUAAUCUCACCGAAAAAUCGAUGGUCAUUGAAGCACUUGUAAACCGUGAUCGGCUAAACGAAGCAUCCAAAUUAGUACUGAAAAUGCUUGAUGAGAACCUUCAUCCAAUUCCCCGCAUUUUCAAAUAUUUCCUUAACAAGUUGGCGGCUACUGGUGAUUUGGAAACAUUCGAGCAAAUCAACACCCGGUUGCCUGAUAACGUCAAAAGAUUAGUGUCCUUCGAUAAUCGAUUCUGUCACGCCAACGUGGCAAGUGGUAAUGCUGAAAAGUACUUGCAGCAGCUAGAAGCUGCGAUCGAUUCUGCUACAAGCAAAGAAGAUGCAGAAAAUGCGGCGAAACAUUUUCCAAUCGGAGGAGCCGCGGGAAUUCUUUCACAACAUCCGGAAUUACAUGAUCGAUACCAACAACUUGCGGAGCGAUACGUCAAAUGGGAAAUUAUUGCUCCAGUAAAUGCGCUGUGGGCGUAUCACUUUACUCAGGGCAAUGAGGAACAGGCCCAGCUUUUGUGGGAUAAAUAUUUAGUCAACACUUCGAGGGUUAUGUUUCAGAAGGUGAUUCAACAUGCAAGAGAUAACAACGACGAUGCACUCGUUCGUCGUCUAAUCACACAGAUGAAAGAUUCAAAAGUUAGCGAGAAUGGCGUCGGAAUCAUGUACAGUUGUUUGAUCGAUGCUCUGCUUUCGAAGGGGCAUGUCAAGCAAGCGCUCGAUGCACUUAACGAUGGGUUGCAGAGUGUUUGCCUGGAGAACAUGAACCGGUCGGCACUCAGGAGACUGAAGGAUGGUUUGACAGCAAUCGGACAGGAAUUCCCAUACAUAAUCCCGGAACGGAACGCAAAUAAACCGGAGGAUACAUCUAGCAGCAGCAGUAGUAGCAGCAGUGACGACGAUGUUGGCAAGAGAAAGUAAAUCCUUAAUGUUAUCAAUAAUGUUUGUAAUAAUACUGCACUACACGUGGAAUAGUGCAGACACCAUUGCGACACGAAACUGUAUUCUAAUCACUAAACCAUUGCUUUAUCAUCGACCAUAGUUAUAUAUAGAUGUAUUGUUAAGAAACCAUAAA